This is a messenger RNA of Enterobius vermicularis (human pinworm), 216 nucleotides long. The record is from the annotation of a GenBank genome assembly. Lineage: Eukaryota; Metazoa; Nematoda; Chromadorea; Rhabditida; Oxyuridae.
AUGCGUUUGACAAUAGUUCUUAAUGACCGGCGGAUGGAAAGACAUAAGAAGCAUGAAGAUACGAAGUUGCUGGAGCUGUUCGGAGGUGUAUGGCAAGGAGCAAUCCAAUCGGUUCCUAAUCCAGAUGUAAAUGGCUUGGUUCGAUCGCAUGCGAAUGUGUUAAACUCUUGGAGCGAUGACUGGAAUUCGAUGACUGGACGCUUCGUCGGUAACUGA